AUGAUUCUUGUAAAUUAUUCUUUCUUAAAGGCAUCACCUUUGCAAAUUAAAGAAGUAUAGACAAACUCUCUUGAGAUUUUCAUUUUAAGUAGAAGGAACAUCUAAAAUGUAGGAAUUCAAAGUAAGAUUUCAAUUUUUAUUGAAUUAUUAGAUGUUUGGGUUAAUGUUAAGCCAAAAGAAAGAUAUUUAUUCCUAAAAGUAGGAAAAAAAAGAGUGGAAGAUUACAAAAAAUGA
This is a messenger RNA of Paramecium primaurelia, 234 nucleotides long. NCBI's taxonomy places the organism in Eukaryota, Ciliophora, Oligohymenophorea, Peniculida, Parameciidae. The record is from the annotation of a GenBank genome assembly.